Molecule: messenger RNA, 842 nt
Organism: Penaeus vannamei (Pacific white shrimp)
Lineage: Eukaryota; Metazoa; Arthropoda; Malacostraca; Decapoda; Penaeidae
Source: RefSeq, a predicted model, not a curated record
AUGCAGCCUUUAAGUCUAGGGGAUUGGCGGAAACUGACCAGUGGACAGGAACCUCCUUCCGCGUUGUAUAUAUACCGCGGUCUCCCUGGGACCGUCGCCACAUUCUCAUUCACCUUCCGCAGAACCACACGCAGCUUCCACCAUCAUGAAUUCUCGCGUGUUCUUGGGUCUCCUCCUGUGCGGCCUCUGGGCCUCUUCCGAGUCUCUCGUCCUCUUGGGAACCACCGCCGCAGUCGGAACUGCCGCCGCCGCCACCGCAGUUACCGCUUCUGCAGCGGCAGCUUUGGGCGUGGGCGCGCUGGCGGUGCUCAAGGGAGUUCUUAUCGGAAGCAUCUGAAGCGCCGCCGUUACGGAAGGGACGUCGAUGCCGUGCAAGACGUUGCUGAGGACGAUGCAGAAGACGUUGCAGUUAAAGUUGCCGUGGCCCAGCAGAUGGAUUCAGCUGGCUGCGUGGCCAAGCUCUUGUGCGAAAUCGAGGCCAUGUCCGCUGACCAGCUGACUCCUGCCAUGGCCUCCUUCAAGACUGCUUUCGAGGACAACGAGAACCUCAGGAGCGCCCGAGGCGUGUACGAUCUGGCCAUCAGCUUCGGCUCCAAGUUCGCCAAGAAGGACUCGAAGGCCUGCAGCACCCUCUUCGAGAAGUGCGUCCUGUCCAGGGAGGACCUCUCCUUCAUGCUGGACUCCACCUUCUCUUGCCAGUCUUAAAGGCCUUUUCACAUACACUCUGGCGAGUUUCUUCCAUCCGCCGAAGUGGCACGGUCUUGAAAUGACUUGGUAGCUGUCAGACAAGUGACUGACUGGACCUCAUUGUUCAAGCUUUCCUUGAAAUCCCCUAAAUUAUA